This is a messenger RNA of Xylona heveae TC161, 899 nucleotides long. Its product is annotated as EF-hand protein. Gene Ontology annotation, cellular component: central plaque of spindle pole body. Gene Ontology annotation, biological process: spindle pole body organization. Gene Ontology annotation, molecular function: calcium ion binding; enzyme regulator activity. The record is from RefSeq and is a predicted model, not a curated record. The transcript has 6 exons. NCBI's taxonomy places the organism in Eukaryota, Fungi, Ascomycota, Xylonomycetes, Xylonales, Xylonaceae. The coding region runs from base 46 to 495 and encodes 149 amino acids.
UUUUCUUUUUGUCAUUUCAUUAACGUUCCCUAAAAACUUCCCACAAUGGCUGACUCUCUGAGCGAUGAGCAAGUUGCUGAAUUCAAGGAGGCAUUCUCCCUCUUUGACAAGGAUGGCGAUGGCCAGAUCACCACCAAGGAGCUGGGAACUGUCAUGCGAUCGCUCGGUCAAAACCCUAGCGAGUCAGAACUGCAGGAUAUGAUCAACGAGGUGGAUGCCGACAACAACGGCACAAUCGACUUCGCUGAAUUCCUGACCAUGAUGGCCCGUAAGAUGAAGGAUACCGACUCCGAGGAAGAGAUCCGGGAGGCCUUCAAAGUUUUCGACCGUGACAACAACGGCUACAUCUCUGCCGCGGAGCUUCGCCAUGUCAUGACUUCUAUUGGCGAGAAGCUCACCGACGAUGAGGUCGAUGAGAUGAUUCGGGAGGCCGACCAGGAUGGUGAUGGAAAGAUUGAUUACAACGAGUUUGUUCAGCUUAUGAUGCAGAAAUAAAUGACUGAGUUCGUUUGGGUUCCCAUCAAUGUUAGCAAUGGCAACGCUGUCUGUCCUCUCAUCUCCUUUCCGGAGCUUGGCCAUGUUUUCUGAUAGAGAAUGCGAGACGAUGGAUCAUUUUAUUUUCCCUUAUCUGGUACGACUUGCUUCAGGGGCUCGUCUGAGUGAUUUGGUCCUCACGUUUCUUUAUUGCAGCAGCACUUGAAAAAGAGGUCGCGUGAGAUUUUUUGUGGAAUAUGUUUCCCAAUCGUGCCCUAAUUCCCGCGAAGAAUCUUCCAAAAAUACAGGAUGCCAGUCAAAGUCAUUUUACGAGUCGCUCGCGCGACAAACAAUUGUAUUUCGAAUGUGACCAUGUUCUCCCAAGGAAAUGUAUAUACCGAGCCAAAUUAUCAAUUGUCUCAGCC